UGUACUUUUUAGAUAGCAUUUAUAUUAAUAAUUUUUUGUAAGCACAGCAACGCCACGUUCAACUUUAUACCUUAUUUCUGUUCGUCGAAUACUUGAUGGGACAUGGCAAUAAAUAUCAUCAAGAAUAGUUUAACGAGAUCAAUUAGAAAACAUUUACAAGCUGCUUCUGUGCUGACGGAAAGAUAUUCUACAGAAAUGUCACAGACGUACAAGACAUUGGCAGUAUCUACCCCGAAACCAUUUGUUUACAUGGUCAAGUUGAACAGGCCAGAGAAGCUAAAUGCAAUAAAUAUAUCUAUGUGGAAAGAAUUUAAGGAAUGUUUCGACGGAUUGUCAAUGAAUCCAGACUGCAGAGUAGUUGUUCUGUCAGCUGCUGGAAGGGCAUUUUGCGCAGGAAUUGAUCUGCAGGGAAUGAUGGAAUUAGGACAAGGUUUAGCGGAGUACGAGGAUAUUGCGCGCAAAUGCAAAUAUCUGGAAUCUAAAAUUAAGGAUAUGCAAGAUUCAUUUACUGCUUUGGAAAAGUGCUCGAAACCUGUGAUAGCCGCUGUGCACGGUGCAUGCAUCGGUGCGGGCGUGGACAUGAUAUGCGCAGCUGAUAUACGUUACGCUUCAUCUAACGCAUAUUUUCAAAUAAAGGAAGUUGACAUAGGCAUGGCGGCCGAUGUAGGUACGCUUCAGAGAUUUCCGAAAAUUUUGGGCUCUGACAGCUUGGUAAGGGAGCUUGUCUAUACAGCGCGGAAGUAUCCAGCUACCGAGGCGCUGGAAAGUGGAUUUAUAAGCCGCAUGUUGGAUAACGAAGAGAGCUUGUUGAAUAAAUCGAUAGAAGUUGCUGAACAGAUUGCCAGUAAGAGUCCAGUUGCAGUGCAAGGUUCAAAAAUGAGUAUAGUAUAUUCGAGAGACCAUUCUAUCCAAGAAGGAUUAGAUCAUAUUGCGAUGCAGAAUAAGGCGAUGCUUCAAAGUGAAGAUUUUUUGAAUGCAACUAUGGCACAGGCCGUUAAAGGCGAUCCUCCAAUAUUCUCGAAAUUAUAAAUUAUCCUAUUCUCGAUUUUAAUAUUCUUAAUAUU
Messenger RNA from Wasmannia auropunctata (little fire ant), 1064 nucleotides. RefSeq names its product delta(3,5)-Delta(2,4)-dienoyl-CoA isomerase, mitochondrial. Lineage: Eukaryota; Metazoa; Arthropoda; Insecta; Hymenoptera; Formicidae. Gene Ontology annotation, cellular component: mitochondrion. The transcript is spliced from 7 exons. Bases 103 to 1029 code for a protein of 308 amino acids. The record is from RefSeq and is a predicted model, not a curated record. Gene Ontology annotation, molecular function: delta(3,5)-delta(2,4)-dienoyl-CoA isomerase activity.